AACGAGGAAGCAGGAAAUUGCGACCAUGAAGAGAAUCAGCUGAUCAUAAUGUUGACAAUGCAACCUCCACCACAUUGCUUUCGCCUCCGAUGUUCAUAACUUUAACAUUUAAAGAACGUUGCAGUCCGCAGUGUUCGGUCGAUGCGUUCAAUAUUUAGUGGUCUGCUUGUGUUUGCUUGAGUCGCUGGUUGUUGCAGAUCGACCGGAUCGACCUGAGGUCCAGACGGACCAGGACCAACACCAUGGACAUCCAGGAUGAGAGGAGACGGCUGCUUGAUGCCGAAGGGACCGAUGAGUACGAAACGGUCACCGGCGUACGCUCCGAGCAAGAUAUCUACCUUGACAAAGUGCAGAACGGGAAGCUGUACCUGGCUGUGUUCGUGUCGGUGCUGGGUCCCCUGAGCUUCGGCUUUGUGCUGGGCUACAGCUCCCCCGCCAUCCCGGACCUGAUCACGACCAAUGACGACCGCGUUCGGCUCAACGACGACCAGGCCUCCUGGUUUGGGUCCAUAGUAACGCUGGGUGCCGCGGUGGGGGGUCUUCUCGGUGGUUGGUUGGUGGAGAGGAUUGGCAGGAAGCUCAGUCUGAUGUUCUGCUCGUUGCCCUUCGUCUUCGGCUUCGCCAUCAUCACCGCAGCACAGAACCUCUGGAUGCUCUACGUUGGCCGCGCGCUCACAGGCCUCGCCAGCGGAGUCACCUCCCUGGUCGUCCCUGUCUACAUCUCUGAGAUUGCCCACGAGCGCGUGCGUGGCACCAUGGGCUCGUGCGUGCAGCUCAUGGUCGUGACGGGCAUCUGUGGGGCGUACGUGGCCGGGACGUACCUUGGAUGGCGCUGGCUUGCGUUGUGCUGCUCGCUGCCCCCCACCCUGCUGAUCGUGGGGAUGUGCUUCAUGCCCGAGACGCCGCGGUACCUCCUGUCACAGGGCAAGCGGCGGGAGGCCGAGGAGGCCCUGCGCUUCCUGCGAGGCCCCGACGCCCCGGUGCAGUGGGAGUGCGCCCGCAUCGAAGAGGCCUGCGACCAUCAGGGAGCAGGUUUCAAGGUGUCUGACCUGCUGGAGCCCUGCGUCUACAAGCCGCUGGCCAUCGGCGUGCUGCUCAUGUUCUUCCAGCAGGCCACGGGCAUCAACGCCAUCAUGUUCUACGCAGAGAACAUCUUCGAGGACGCACACUUUGACAACCGGGCGCUGGGAACGGUGAUCGUGGGCCUGACACAGGUCUUCUUCACGGGGAUCGCAGCCCUCAUCAUGGACCGGGCCGGACGCAAGGUCCUGCUCUGUAUCUCAGGGGUUGCUAUGACAAUCAGCGCUGCUGUGUUUGGCGUGUUCUUCCACCUGACGACAGGCCAGCAUAACAACACAUCUGUGAGGGCCAUGGCGUCAGGGGUCGAAGGGUCACUCGGGGCGGGACCUGAGGUGGACCUGGCCUGGCUAGCGCUGGCUAGCAUGGGCAUCUUCAUCGCAGGAUUUGCGCUGGGCUGGGGACCAAUCCCGUGGCUCGUGAUGUCCGAGAUUUUCCCCUCUAAUGUGAAAGGCUUCGCCAGUGCCGUCUGUGUCCUUACAAACUGGGGCAACGCUUUCAUCAUCACCAAAUGCUUCCAGGACCUUCUGGCCCUACUCACCAAUGCUGGGACCUUCUGGCUCUUUUCCAGCAUGUGUGCGAUCAAUGUGGUCUUCACCAUUGCCUUUGUCCCCGAGACGAAGGGCAAGACACUUGAGCAGAUCCAGGACAACUUUAGAGGAACACCGGCUCAGUGAGCAGCCGGGAGAUGCUCUCCUCUAAAGACCUACUUAAUGAAGCCACUGCUCCUUCAUGCUCCUCCGACUCCUCCUACUGCUGCGGGAGUAAAGUCCUUAUCUCUGUACAGGUUCCAUUCAUAAAGUUGGUGAAAACUUCAGACUGUCAGGAACAAAAGAUUGGUGGUGUUUCUUUUUUUAUUAGUACAACUUUACCUGUUGCACAUACUGUACUUCAUGUCAUAACUAUAUAUCUCAGUGUAACAUUUAAGUUAGUCAUUCACACAGGGGACCUGGGAGGGUUUUGUAAAAGGUGAUUCAGAAUGCACUGUAUUGGACAUUUCCUGUUGAAUAUUGGUUUUUUUGCGACUGAAUGAAGCUCAGUGACAUGAA
This is a messenger RNA of Gadus macrocephalus (Pacific cod), 2126 nucleotides long. RefSeq names its product solute carrier family 2 member 8 (gene slc2a8). Gene Ontology annotation, molecular function: transmembrane transporter activity. The coding region runs from base 243 to 1754 and encodes 503 amino acids. NCBI's taxonomy places the organism in Eukaryota, Metazoa, Chordata, Actinopteri, Gadiformes, Gadidae. The record is from RefSeq and is a predicted model, not a curated record. Gene Ontology annotation, cellular component: membrane. Gene Ontology annotation, biological process: transmembrane transport. The transcript has 10 exons.